Molecule: messenger RNA, 4184 nt
Organism: Blepharisma stoltei
Lineage: Eukaryota; Ciliophora; Heterotrichea; Heterotrichida; Blepharismidae
Source: the annotation of a GenBank genome assembly
AUGAAUCGCUCUGACUUAAGUUCUCCAUAAUUAAAAUAUGGCAUUGCUCGAAUUUUCUGGUCUCCCAACUGAAAUUCUUCCAUUGCAUAUUUAAUUAUGAGGUUGUUUUCCAGGCAGGGAAGCAAGAGUUGGGUGUUUUUUCCUAAAUGACUCUUGAUCUGGAAUCGAAUUUUACCAGAAAGGUACCACUUACUCAGGCGGUGGAUUGAGACCUUUAGGGUAUCUAACGGACCUAAGUAGGUAGCUUGAGCUCGAAGAAGAAUCUUCGGAGCCUAAGGUGGCACACUUUGGUGGGGGGAGGAAGAUGGCGUGAAUUCACCCCAGAGCGGUUUUGAAGACAGUUGCGGCAACAGGCAACCUGGAGAUGAUGUUAAACGAGAAUCUUACUCCUCCCUUUAAAUAGGAAAAAACAUAGGUAAAAUUUUCAUUUUUUGGGUACUUUAAACCUUUAAACUUAAGCAAUUUUUUUUUCAAUAGGAAAAUUUUAUAGGUGAAAAAUUAAUUUUUAUAAAAUUAGUUUUAACCAAAAUGAAAAAGUGCAAAUAGAAUAUUUUUAGAUGGCUUUUACACUUUAAUAAUUAAUUUUUUGAAUUAAUUCUUCAUAUUAGAUUCAAUUUAUAUCUUUUUAAUUUUAGCAAUUUUAAAAUAUUUGUUUUUACAAAAUUUAACCCAAUAAAAUUGGAAAUGGAUUUUUUGUUCCAAAAGGGUAGGAAUUAAUAAAUUUAAUUGUUAUUGCUAUUGAUUUAAGUUCUCCUCUUUUAUCAAGCCAACAUGACGUAUCAAAAAUAGACAGAAAUUUCAAAAAUAUUAAAUAUAAAACAUUCCCGAGGUAUAAACUGAUAUCACUAGUGCUCACAAUAUUUGCAACGAAAACUAUUUUUUCUUUUAUGUUCUCGAUGGGAUUGAAUAUUUUGUCAAUGAUGAUCAGCUCAAAUAACCACUUAAUAAUAACAAUAGCCUUGGUAUAUGGUGUCGUAUCGUAUUUUAUCACAAUAUUAGUGAUAUUGAACUUUAAAACAAAGAACCCAAAGCUAAGCUCCAGCUUUGUAACAAUAGCUCUUUUAGCGGUAUCAGAAGGAGUUCUCCUUAGUGGACUGUCUCUUUUCUUUAGCCCUGAAAUAGCGGUAAUUCAUUACAGUUUUCAAGUAUUUGCUUUUUAUUGGCUGUCUACAAUAGUCUAUAUUUCAGGCAGUUUUUCUCUUAUGAAAUCUUUGAUUGUUGUUUUAUGCAUUUCAAUUGGAAAAUCGCUGCUCUUACUCCCCCCCUCCGUGAGUGAACAAAAAAAUUUUGUUCACUCACGGAGGGGGGUUAAUUUUUUUUUAAAAAAAUUUAUAUAUAAAUUUUAUAAAAAAAUAUAUUUUUUCGAAAUUUAAAAAAAAAAUCCUAAUUCACAAAAAAUUUGGAAAGCAAAUAUUAAUUUAAUUUAUAAAAAUUUAUGUUUUAAAAAAGCAAUUUGUUUAAAAUUAAACAGAAUUAGCUCUAGAUUUCAUAUAUAAUUAUCAUUUAUAUAUAAAAAUUUUUUCUAUAAAAAAUUUUUGUGUUCACUCACGGAGGGUGGGUUUUUAGGCAAAAAAUAGGGAUUUUUCUAAUGGUUUUGUUCACUCACGGAGGGGGGAGCUAGUGUUUUAUUUACACCAAACCGUAUGGGAAAUUGCAAUUUGCUGUGGGAUUUUGGCUUAUGAAAGUUUAAUGGUUUUACUUUUAUCGAAGGUGACUUCAAAUCCUAGACAAUCUUCAAGUGUUCAAAAAGUUUUGAGUGUGCCAAUUAUGAUGUAUAAAGAAGUGUUUUUAUUUUCUAUAAAAAUUCUAAAUCUCUUAAUAAAUGGAGGAUGCUCUUUCAUAUAAAAUAAUUGCAGCAGAUCUUAAAAAAUAUAUAUGAAAUUAAUGAAUAUGAGUCCAGAAUAAUUUGAUAUAAACUCAUAAUUAAAAUAAAUUUUUUACAUUAUUUUAUAAAUAUUUUAUUUUAAAGGUGGCAAGAAUAUUGUGGGAAAACUGAAGUUCUAUUCAUUAUUAACUGCUUGGAUGUAAGCUGUUUUGCCCUUGGCCUUCGCAAGCAAGAAUUAGUAGAUGCAGAUAUUAAAGAUUUUCAUCAAGAAGAAGAUGAUUUUUGUAGGGAAAACAUAAUAGAGAAUUGCAAGAAUGAAGAUGCUGGCCAUAGAGAGAGGUCUAAUAGUCAUUGGUUUGAAGAUUGCUUGCAGCCAAGCAGUCUCGAACAAAGUAUAGCAUUUAGUAUUAAAGACAGAAAACAAGCUUUUCUAGAUAGUGAAAAUACUAGAGAGCCAAGCUUAGAAGAAGAAAUUUCAUUCUUAAAGUAUAGCGGCUUUUUAAAAGAUGACAAGUGGUGAUUAUGUCCGAGUCACUGCUGAGUGGGAAUUGAACUCCAUAUGUUAGAAAGAUCAGGGUGGGAUUUUCACUGAUCAGGAUACCAUGAAAUCUAAGGCGUUAAAAUCUACUCGAACUUCUGGGAAGCAAUAUACAUUUGAUAAAGGCGAGGUAGCCCUGAAGGAGGUAGUUGCAUUUUCCUUCAUGCUCUGGACACUUAGAGAGCUAAGAGAAUCUUCUGUUGAAAAGCCAAUAGUCCCGAGAGAUUGCUAAAGUCGCCAAUUUUGGCAGCGUCGACAAGAAAAGGGUGUGGUGUGAAUCGGUGACUAGGGCUGACUAAGCAUAAAAGCCAUCCCCACCUUUCUCAAUACCAAACUACCUAGUCUUGAUAAUAAGGAAUAAGAGAUGUUGCAGUAUUUUCGCUCCUACGCCAUAACAUGUUUUACACAUAUGUUUAAUACUUUAUUCCAUAUCCCUACUAUGAACAAAAUAUUUUAUAUAGCUAGAAAAUUUAGUUCACAUUUUUGUAUCAAAUUUAAAUGAGAUAUAUCAUGUUUUAUAGAUAAAUAAGUUAUUUAAGGAUAUUAAAAUGUAUUAAAAGCAUUAAUUUAGCGAAAACGAUGCUAGAUAUUGUAUGUGCCUAUGAUACAUAAUUAUGUAUGAAUUGGUUUAUGUGUGUCUAUCCAUUUUAAAGCAGAGUUGAACUGAAUUCAUGCUUAAAAUGCAAUAAUUAAGCGAACCCAGCGUAUUUCUCUAUUAACUCUUUUAUUUAUUAGUCUAAAAUUUAACCAUAUAAAAAUUUGGUUUGUAGUAGGGAUAUGAAAUAAAGUAUUAAACAUAUCUGUAAACAUGCUAUAAAUCGCACUUUAGUGUUUAAAAGCGAAAAUACUGUAAUAUAUCUUAGAUUUCUUAUUAUCAAAUCUAGGUAGCUUGAUAUUGAGGGGGGUGGGAGCUAAUUUUAUACUUGACCAUAGGGCCAUUGAAGCUGAAGCCAGCGGCAGGAUAAAGAAGGGUUGAAAUAAUUCCCGGGACAAUAGCAAUAAAUCUAAUAUAAUCUAAAGAACAGCGAAGAAAAAUUAAAACAAGAACUUAAUAAAAAAAUCGAGUAUCUCAACCAGUUACAAAAAAGCAAUGAAGAAAUUCGCGCUCAGCUUGACAUAUUAAAAGCAGAAAACAAAGAGCUAGCAAGAAAAAGCGGCAAAAGCCACAAAAAGAAAGUCAGAAUCGAGCAAUUAAAAGCUGAUAUAGCAAUGAUUGAAGAAAAUUACAUGGAGCAACUAAAUUUAUUAAAUGAAACAAUAAUAGCUCAAAGUGAAGAAAUUAAAAAACUAAAACAUCGAAUAAAUGACCAAAAAGAAGCAAUGGAAGAACAAUUCAGAAGAGAUUUUGAAGUAAUUAUUAAAGAAAGAGACCUUCUUAUUAAUGAAAUUAAUGACCUAAAGCACGAAAACGCUGAUCGAGAAUUGAUGCUUAAAAGACAUAUUAAAAAAGAAGAAAAAAAGCUCUCAUUUAUACAGAACAGCCAAUAUGAAGCAAUUAUUGACGACUUGCGUGAAAAAUAUAGAGUACUGGAAGAACAGUUAGCCUCAAUUACUAGAGAAAGAGACGAAAUUAGAGUCAGGGAAAGGACUUAUAGCGAGCCUCAAUUUUUAUAUAAUGAAGAAAAAGAGCUGUGCAUUUAUUGCAUGAAUCAAAAGAAAAACACACUAUUUCUGCCAUGUGGGCAUUCUUCUUAUUGUCAUAGUUGUGUCAUAUAUAUGGGGUUGCCGAUGGAUAAAGAAAGAGAAGAUGGGUAUCCAUUAAUUGAUUGUCCAUGCUGCAGACAGAAAGUCAAGAUCAUUCAUAGAGUCUUUAUAUAUUAG